This is a messenger RNA of Cooperia oncophora, 540 nucleotides long. Lineage: Eukaryota; Metazoa; Nematoda; Chromadorea; Rhabditida; Trichostrongylidae. The record is from the annotation of a GenBank genome assembly.
AUGCUUGACAACUUGAAAAAAAAGUCGAAACAGUGGUCAGUACAACGUAUAUGUCGAUUUAAGAAAGAAGCGGAAUUAGUAGAAACAAGAAACAGAAACUCUGAAAUGGCGAACAACGUCUUGGUCGGUGAAAGAGGCACGCAACUCUCAGGAGGACAGAAGCAACGUAUCGCCAUAGCGCGGGCGCUGGUUCGGGACCCCAAGAUUCUACUUCUGGACGAGGCCACCAGCGCUCUGGAUUCAGAAAGUGAACGAAUGUGCAUUCAGAUCAGAAAUUCACUUGGUUUCGGAUCUGUAACCGUCUGUCUCCCGGUGUCUGGCGUCUUCCCAGCCGGUCCGGCAGUUCAAGAGGCCCUCGACAUGGCCCGGGAAGGUCGCACCUGCAUCACGAUUGCUCAUAGACUGUCUUCAAUUCAAAACGCCGACUUAAUUGUAUAUAUCGAGAAUGGCAAAGUACGAGAAUCUGGCACACAUUCCCAGCUGAUGUACCGCCGUGGGCGCUACUACCAACUGAUCAAGAAGCAGGACCUUGCGGCAUAA